AUGUCGUGUAAACUGUCCGCAUUCAAAGCAAGCUUCAUAUAUAUCAAUGAAUCAAAGAAACGUCUUCAAGACAAGGAAAGGGAAAAUGAGAUUCUCUUGGAUACUCCACGUAAAUUUAAGUCAGGAGAUGUAAAGGACAAAUGGGAGGAAUCAAAGCUGAGAGCCUCGAGGUCCAAUAACUAUCGCCUGGAAGGAAUUAAAAAGAACUUGGACAACAAGUGUGAAGAAUUGGAAUAUAGGAAAGCAAAAAAAGAGGCUAAGUUCAGAAUGCUGAAGAUGAAAGUAGACAAUCUUUAUGAAAUCUAUGGACAAAGAAAGAUUGCAGCAGAAGAGAAGGUGAGAAUAAAAAAACUUCAGCAGGCACAAAGGGAGAGACAGCUGUCACUGGCAGAGCAAAACAUGAAACUGGCUGCAGAAGAAAUAGAGACCUACAAGAAACAAAUCGAAAGCAUGAAAGAACAGCAGCAGGAAGCAGAGCUCAACUAUAAAUACCAGAUCGCCACUAGCGAAAUGGCAGCUCAAUACUGCUGGCUCAAGACUCAGGCUUUCAGGAGGGAGAAGGCGGAGCAGGCCAGGGAGACCGCCCACUUGAGGCACCGAUUGGAAAUAAUACAAUAUCAGAUAGAGCAAGAGGCAUAUGGGAAUGAGACGCAUACACGAAGCACACUGGACGUGGAGAAGCCUCCGUGCACAGCCGAUUUGGGACCUCAAUCUGUGCCCAGGGGGACCAGCAAUGGGAUCCCGUCUGGCAGUGCACAGAAGGUAAAGGUGAAGGUGGAUGCAAGAGGGCCCCCUCCUGUCCCAGGACUGACCGACAUGCCCAGGCCCAUGGCUGGCCCUUCAUCAGCCUUCAGGGACCAUGGGCCACUUCCUCGCCCCUUCUGCCCUCUGAGACCUCAGCCCUGAUCUCAACAGCCACCAUUCGGUAUGGCGACCUGACAGGGUGGACUGAGCGCGGCGUGCUCACCUUUUCUCUCGCUGAGGUAACAGAAAGCCGUGUCGCACAUGGUGCUGCGGGGCUGGGCAGCACAAGGUUAAAGCUGGCUGAGGACACGGGGCACACGCUGGGUGGCCUCUUCUCCCCAUCACGAGCUGGGCAGCAGGUGUCUCCUGUAGAUGAGGAAGGAGGUGUUUAUAGAAGCCAGAAAUUUCAGUUUUGCAGCUGGGCAGGCAGCCCCGGCCACAUGCCUGGCUCUGUGAGGAUGAGACCUGCCCCUGCCUGUGAGGGCGUCACGUGCCCCGUAGGAGAGACACAGGCCACCCAGGGCACACAGCUUGUGGUCACCCACAGUGGCAGCAGCAGGGAAGGUCCCGAGUGCAAACAAGGAGAGGGAAUCUCCAGGGAUGACCAGGAAGGGGAGGAAGGGGGAGCAGCCCCACGGGGUGCUGAGCUCAGGUAGGAGGGGCGGGACAGCUGUUCCCGGGCAGGGCCGCAGCCCGAGCAGGAGCCUGGGGGCCACGGGAGGAGCUCAGUGGCACCACGUGGCCUGGGGAUUAAGCCCUCAGAAGGUCCUUGCUGCCCUCAGAGUCCAUAAUCCACAGAAAAGAUGAUUGAUGCCUGCAUGUCUGAAGGUUCUGGAUCAGUGCUAAGAAUGCCCUGGGGUCUGGGAGAUGUAAUGUGGGUCUGUCAGACCUUUUCUACCUGAGUUUAUUGUGGCCCAAUGAGAAUGAACGUGAGGACAGAGGCCUUGGCCUUGACACCAGGGCAGACUCCGGCGGGAGCUGCAGGCCCAUCCUGAGCUGCCUCUCAGCUCGGCCCCAGCACCCCUGAUGCUACCCCUGAUGCUCAGCUUUGCUCUCUGGAAGUUUCCAUGCAAUACCCUCAGCCUUCCCUGUGCCCUGCUGCCUCAGGCCCUGACACCCACUCUCUGCGGGGCCUGCUCAGAGCCUGAGGUCUGCCACGUGUGAUCCGGGGACAGUGCUGGUGUCUAAGGACAUUGUGAGGACAAGGACACUGUUAGGGUGGAAAACUUCCUAGGUGCUCAUGCUGUGGGUGGGGAAAAAUUUCUCACAGAAAGAUUACGGUCGAAUAAAAGAAAAGUUUAUUUAACUUUUCCCCAUGGAAGAAGGGCCAACGCAGCAGUGAAGGAGGGAAGGCAUGUUGGCAUAGAACAUCAGCUGCUCAGGCUUUAUUUAGUGGUUGUAAAGGGGUGAAGAAGGUUUAUGACUGAAGCCAAAUUAACAGGGUCCAGCUGUGAAACCCAUUUCUUCUCGUUUUCUCAGCAGGAGGCUGAUAACAGAAGCAGCUGCCUUUGCCUUGGAGAGAGGCUUAUUGCCGGGGAUUGUGAUGUUGUCUGUUAUUUCACCCUUGCGAUACGGUUUUGGGCAGGAACUGAGGCCUGAGGCUUUCAUCCCCCCUCCCCACCCCUUACUGUCCAUUCAGGAACUCUUCAGGAGUCUAAAGGCCAUUCUCAAAAGCAGUUUCUGGAAAAUGUAAAAGAGAAAGAUUUACAUUUACUUUCUGUCUUCCCACCUGUUUUCAGAUGUUGUGAAAAGAGAACUCUAUGGGGUGCCUGUUAGAGAGAGAGCUCAAAUGAUUGACCUGAACCCUUACUGAGAAACUGGAUAAUUUUUUCUGUUAUUUCACUAGCAAGGCCAUCCUUUCAGAGACCAAGCACAUAAAGGACACAAUGGCUGGUCCAUGUUGGGCACUCAGCCCCUCACUGUUUAGGCAAAAAUAUUUCCACCGAGAAUAUCACCAAAAGAUGCUAAAUGUUAGUGGGUAGCAGCUCAGCACAGAGAUUUCCAUUUUCUUUUUCAGAGAUAAGGCAAAGUCCGCUUGUCUGCUGUUAAAAUUCAGAUCCUACCAGAUAAGGACAGGAAAGAUAGUUCUGGGACUGUGUACACAGGUAACCUCAGUGCUCUGUACCUGAGAUCUGAAGACAGCUGUUUCCGAUGACAUGCAGACACCCAAUGCGGCUGGGCACAGAAGUAUUCGUCAGUGGCACAGAUACAUUAUAGGACAUAAAAUGUAUCAAGGAACAAAUAAGAUGACAUGGAAAUAAACCGAAACCUGUUUGCCUUACAGGACAGCCGUUCUGAAAUUUGAAGACCCUGAGCCCAGAUACCAUCGGGCGUAUUGGAAAUGGUGUCAGACUUUCUUGUGCUCCCACUUUGUUCCCUGCCCGAUUCUCCCUCCUCCCCUCACAUCCUUCCCGGUGUUUCCCCUGAUAAACCUUUCCAGUCCCUUUGUCUGGCUCGGUGUCUGCUUCCCGGAGGACUCGCUGACCCCCACAGGGUGCACACGAGAGAUUCUUGCAUAAGCAGUGCGGGCAGACACGAAGGUGGUGCAGGCAGAAGCAGGGUCACCUGUGAGCUUGUCUGUACGGGGAGUGACAUGGGGGGUCUGCAGG
Molecule: messenger RNA, 3353 nt
Organism: Lemur catta (Ring-tailed lemur)
Lineage: Eukaryota; Metazoa; Chordata; Mammalia; Primates; Lemuridae
Product: transport and Golgi organization protein 1 homolog
Exons: 11
Coding region: 1-906 (301 amino acids)
Biological process (GO): vesicle cargo loading; endoplasmic reticulum to Golgi vesicle-mediated transport; protein secretion
Cellular component (GO): endoplasmic reticulum exit site; endoplasmic reticulum membrane
Source: RefSeq, a predicted model, not a curated record